Molecule: messenger RNA, 758 nt
Organism: Homarus americanus (American lobster)
Lineage: Eukaryota; Metazoa; Arthropoda; Malacostraca; Decapoda; Nephropidae
Product: translation initiation factor IF-2-like
Exons: 2
Source: RefSeq, a predicted model, not a curated record
CCUUUCGUGGGGUACUCUGUCGAAAGCCUCCGAGGGCCCUCCAACGGGCGGUGGCAUCCUCAGAGACCCUCCCAGUGUUUGUGGCACACCCAGGAGGCCCUUCCAGGAGCAAUGGCACUCCCAGGGGCCCUUCCAGGAGUGUUAGCAUCCCCAAGUUCCUUCCAGGGUCGGUGGCACCCCUAGGGGCUCUCCCAUCGGCGACCCCAGAGGCAGCGGGGACCCCAGGGUCCCUGCCAGAGCCGGCGGCGCUCCCAGGGGCCCUACAAGGAAGGAGUGCGCUCCAGGGGUACGCGCAGGGGCCCUGCCAAUGGAGGUUGCACCCUCAGGGGCCCUGCCAGGUGCGAUGGUGGUCUCAGGAACCCUCCCAGGGGCGGUGGCGCCUCCAGGGUUCGUCCCAGGAGCAGCGGCGCCUGCAGGGGGCCUCCCAGGGGGAUUUGUGCCCUAGGGGCACACCCGGGGGCCCUGUCAAUGGAGGUGGCAGCCCUAGGGGCCCUGCCAGGGAUGGUGGCGGUCUCAGGGGCCCUCCCAGAGGAGGUGACACCCCUCAGGGGCCCUACCAGGAGCGAGGAGGCAGCACCACGGGCGGUGACGGUCUCAGAGCCCCUCCCAGGGGCGGUGGCGCCCUCAGAGGCCCUUCCAAGGGCGGCGGCGCCACCAGGGUUCGUUCCAGGGGUAGCAGUGGCCCCAGGAACCCUCUCAAGGGCAGCGUCACCCCUGGUGGCUUUGCAGGGACAGAAUCGCCCCAGAAGCCCUCCUAG